Heterocephalus glaber (naked mole-rat) is the source of this 5755-nucleotide messenger RNA. RefSeq names its product integrin subunit alpha L (gene Itgal). Gene Ontology annotation, molecular function: integrin binding. Gene Ontology annotation, biological process: integrin-mediated signaling pathway; cell-cell adhesion; cell-matrix adhesion. Gene Ontology annotation, cellular component: integrin complex; external side of plasma membrane. The record is from RefSeq and is a predicted model, not a curated record. NCBI's taxonomy places the organism in Eukaryota, Metazoa, Chordata, Mammalia, Rodentia, Bathyergidae.
CCUGAAUGACAGGAGGGCAGGAGGACAGUUUGGAGGGUUCAGAUGUCGGCCAGGCUGCGGUGAGAAGUAGGGUCCGGGCUCUGCGCCCUAAGGGUUCGGUUCAGGGAGAGGGCCGGGUGGGAACGGCGCGGGUGGCCGCAGGAGCCAGGGGUCCGGCAUCCCCGAGGCUGCCUGCGGGCUCUGCGCGGCUGGGCCCUGACCAGAGGAGAUGUGGGUGUGCGGGCUGCAGCCUCCUGUCGGUUCCCGCCUGAGACCCGGCCGCCAGCACCCUGGGCCCUCCUGCCUGCUCCGCGCUCACGGCCUCGCCUCUGACCUUUCCUUCUCCGCGCAGAGCCCGAAAGGGAAGUGGCGCCCUGGCUCCGGAAGAGCGGCCGGGCCAGUCAGGCGGGCGGCGGGUGCGGGUCCUGGGCAGGGAGGGCCGCUGACCGCCGUGCCUUCUUCCUCAGAGCCGGCCUCCAGCUACAACCUGGAAGUGAGGGGUGCGCAGAGCUUCUCCUUCCCGCCCGCCGGGAGACACUUCGGGUACCGCGUGCUGCAGGCCUCGGGCGGGGUUGUGGUGGGCGCUCCGGGCGAGGGCAGCAGCGCAGGAAGCCUGUACUGGUGCGAGCCCGGCACUGGACACUGCCAGCCCGUCCGCCUGACUGGUUCCAACUAUACCUCCAAGUACUUGGGGAUAACCUUGGUAACAGACCCCGCGGACGGAAGGGUUUUGGCCUGUGACCCUGGGCUGUCUUGGACGUGUGACCAGAAUACCUAUCUGAGUGGCCUGUGUUACCUCUUCCCCGAGAAUCUGGGGGGCCCCGUGGUCCAAGGGCGCCCCGGGUAUCAGGAGUGCAUAAAGGGCAACGUCGACCUGGUGUUUCUGUUUGACGGCUCCAUGAGCUUGCAGCAAGACGAGUUUCAGAAGAUCGUGGACUUCAUGAAGGAUGUGAUGAAAAAACUCAGCAACUCCUCCUACCAGUUUGCUGCCGUUCAGUUUUCCUCAACUUACGAAACAGAAUUUAACUUCUUGGAUUACGUUAAACUGAAGGACCCUGAUGUUCUGCUGGCCAAAGUAAACCACAUGUGCUUGCUGACCAACACCUUCGGUGCCAUCAACUAUGUCGCGACAGAGGUGUUCCGGCCAGAGCAGGGGGCCCGGCCAGAUGCCACGAAAGUGCUCAUCAUCAUCACAGAUGGGGAGGCCACUGACACGGGCGACGUGGAGGUGGCCAGAGACAUUGUCCGCUACAUCAUCGGGAUUGGAAAGCAUUUUAAGACCAAGCAAAGUCAGGAGAAGCUCCACAAGUUUGCCUCACAACCCAUAGAGGAGUUUGUCAAGAUUCUGGACACAUUUGAGAAGCUCAAAUAUCUGUUCACAGAGCUGGAAAAGAAGAUCUAUGUCAUUGAGGGGACCAGCAAACAGGACCUGACGUCCUUUAACAUGGAGCUGUCUUCCAGUGGGAUCAGCGCAGACCUCAGCAAGGGCCAUGCUGUUGUGGGGGCAGUUGGAGCAAAGGACUGGGCUGGGGGCUUUGUCGACCUGAAUGAAGACCUGCAGGAUCAGGCAUUUGUUGGGAAUGAGCCACUGACACUGGAGGCGAGAGCAGGCUAUCUAGGUUACAUGGUGGCCUGGCUGCCUUCCCAGGGGUCCAAGUCCCUGGUGGCGGCUGGAGCCCCUCGGUACCAGCAUGUGGGGCGGGUGUUGCUGUUCCAAGAGCCAAGGGACACAGGACGCUGGACGCAGCUCCAGACAAUAGAAGGGACCCAGGUUGGCUCUUAUUUUGGUGGUGAGCUGUGUGGCAUUGAUAUGGAUCAAGAUGGGGAGACAGAGCUGCUGCUGAUUGGAGCCCCUCUGUUCUAUGGGGAGCAAAGAGGAGGCCGCGUGUUUAUCUACCAGAGAAAACAGCUGGGGUUCGGGGCCGUCUCAGAGCUGCAUGGGAACCUGGGCCACCCCCUCGGGAGGUUUGGAGCCGCCAUCAGCGCCCUGCCAGACAUCAAUGGGGAUGGGCUGCCGGACGUGGCUGUGGGCGCCCCGCUGGAGGAGCAGGGUGCCGUGUACGUCUUCAAUGGGCAGCGUGGGGGGCUGAGCCCCCGGCCAAGCCAGCGGGUAGCAGGGAGCCAGGUGGCAGCAGGCCUGCGGUGGUUCGGACGCUCCCUCCACGGGGUGAAGGACCUCGGCGGGGACGGCCUGAUAGAUGUUGCGGUGGGGGCCGAGGGCCAGGUGACCGUGCUGAGCUCCCGGCCCGUGGUGGAUGUUGUCACUCGAAUGUCCUUCUCGCCAGUGGAGAUCCCAGUGCACGAGGUAGAGUGCUCCUACUCGGCCAGCCCUAGGAAGAAGGAGGGAGUCAACAUCACAGUCUGUUUCCAGCUCAAGAGUCUCACCAAGCAGUUCCGAGGUCACCUGGCUGCCAACCUCACCUGUACCCUGCAGCUGGAUGGCCAUCGGAGCCGGAGCCGGGGCGCGUUCCCAGGAGGGGGGCACAGACUCACCAGGGUUACAGCUGUCACCCAAGACGAGUCCUGCAGGAGGUUCUGGUUUCACUUCCCGGUCUGCGUUCAAGAUCUCAUCUCCCCCAUCAGCGUCUCCCUGAACUUCUCUCUUUGGGAGGAAGAAGGAGCAGCGAGGGAUGGAAAUGUGCAGGGCACGGACUCACAGCCCAUCCUGCGACCCUCCCCACACGUGGAGACCAAGGAGAUCCCCUUUGAGAAGAACUGCGGGGAGGACAAGAAGUGCGAGGCGGACCUAAAGCUGUCCUUCUCCCCUGCCAGGUACAGAGUCCUGCGUCUGACCCCUUCCUCCAGCCUCGCCAUGGAGUGGACGCUGAGCAACUCAGGAGAAGAUGCCUACUGGGUGCAGCUGGGCCUGAGCUUCCCCCGGGGGCUGUCAUUCCGCAAAGUGGAGAUGCUGAAGCCAAGGAGCCAGAUGCCCGUGAGCUGCGAGGAGCUUCCUGAGGAGCCCGGGCUCCUGGCCAAGACCCUGGUGUGCAACGUGAGCUCACCAAUCCUCAAAGCAGGCAGCUCGGUUGGCAUCCGGGCGAUAUUCAGCACACUGCUCAACAGCUCCUGGGGGGACUUCGUCGGGCUGAACUCCACUGUGCGCUGUGAGAACGAGGACAGCAGUCUGCAGGGGGACAACACAGCCGCCACCAGCAUCCCUGUCCUGUACCCCGUCAAUGUCCUCAUUGAGGGCCAGGAAAACUCUACACUCUAUGUCAGCUUCACCCCAAAAGGUCCCAAGAGCCAUGAGAUCAAGCACAUCUACCAGGUGAGGAUUCAGCCCUCUGCCCACAACCACGACCUGCCCGAGCUGGAGGCCUUGGUCCGGGUGCCACAGCCCCAUGCCGGGCAGCCCUUCACACAUAGCUGGAGUGUGCACAUGGAGCCUCGCGUCGCCUGCCAUUGUGAGGACCCGGGGUGGUCUCCCAACGCUACCACCACCGAGCCCUGUCUCCUGGGAGCCACCAUCCACUGCCCACUCAUCUUCAGGAGGGAGCUGCUCAUCCAAGUGACUGCGAACGUGGAGCUGACAGGCGACAUUGAGGCCUCCUCCACGCUCAGCCUCUGCAGCUCGCUGUCCAUCUCCUUCAACAGCAGCAGGCAUUUCCACCUGUACGGCACCAAUGCCUCCCUGGCCCAGGUCCUCACAAAGGUUGACGUGGUGUAUGAGAAGGAGAUGCUGUACCUCUACGUGCUGAGCGGCUCGGGGGGUCUGCUGCUGCUGCUGAUCAUCUUCCUAGUGCUGUACAAGGUUGGGUUCUUCAAGCGGAGCCUGAAGGAGAAGAUGGAGGCUGACGGCGGAGUCCCCAGGGAAGACGCUGGGGCUCUGGCAGCACCCGGGGAGGAGGCCUGGGAUCCAGGCUGUCUGGAGCCCCUCCAUAGGGAGGCGGCCCAGGACGGAGGCAGCAAAGACUGAGGCCGGACUUUGGGGUGUGAAGCCAGGCGGCCUCCGCGCGCGCACACGUUAGCGCGUGUCCUUGGGCAAGUCACUGCUCCCCUCCCUCAGUUGCGGCAGCAAGGGUACAGAGGUGAGGCCCCGAGUCGCCGCCAGGUGGCGCUGGCUCCCCCCAGCCUACCUUGUGUCCGCCCCCCAAGAACCUGGGGUCUAAAUUUGGAGGCGCAGUGUCAGGACCUGGUGACACUGCAGCUCCCUCAAGCCUGACGCUCCCCUGACUCCCCGCCUGGGGCCAGGCCUGCGUUCCCCUGUGGGGAGAAGUCCCAUUGCAUAACGGCUCUGGCUUCGAAAGCCCGGCUCUUCAGCCUGAGCCCAAACUUCUCAGUGAGUCCUCCAAGGCCCCAGACCGAGCCCCCGCCCUCCUAUAGACCCCCAACCCCAGCGCUCAGCUGCUGCCCCUUGCUGUCCUGUCCGCUGCCUCCAGCACUCUGCCCCUGUCCCUCCCUGGCCGCUUACUCAGCCUUCAGACAGCGUCUCAUCAUCAGGCCAGGGCUGCCCACAGCUCAGCUGGGUUCCAGCGUGCUCUUUACUUGAAGCUUGCACUGGCCUUUGUUUCCCAGGUUGUAUUUGUAGGGUGUUUAAUGAUUUAUUUAAUUUCUCCCUCUCACACUGAACUCCCUAAGGACAGGGAAUGCAACCCUAUGGAAGCAUGGGGCCAGGUGUCCAGCAGGUGCUGGGCAGUUUCCCUGAGUGGAUGGCAGAGUCCUUGGGAAGACACGCAGGUGUGGACAGUGCCCUACCCCAGCCUCCUCCCCACCUACUCCGCAGCCCUCAGAGACCGAGUUUGGGGUGGAAAUCAGUCUGCCCACCUUGAUCCCCAGGACCAAGCAUAGUGCUGCACAUAUUUAUCCAGUAAACACAAAAUCCGGUCCCAUUUUGUGAUGUUUUUGUGCUGGUGCAACAUUCCAGCCUGGCUCACUUAAAUGAACAUUUCCCUUUCAACCCCAAAUAAGUGGGGCCCAAAUAGUAGUUAGCUCUGCUUCUUCCUUUUUUUUCCUUUUAUUUUUUAUGGUAAUCCCUAGAUACUGACCUGCACCCAACAUUGUGGGUUAAUUCAAAAGUGAAGCAGACAAGGUCCUGAGUUUGAUCCCUGGUAUCAAAACAAACAAAGUGAAGCCUCAAAAGCACAAGGUCCCAAGUUCAAUCCCUGGUCCAAAACAAAAAAGAGAGAGAGAAAGGAUGAUUUGACAGUUCCUUAAGAUGGAAUACAAAGGGCUGUACACUGAAAAAAAAAGUGUAUAACAAAAAGAAAGAAAAGAAGGUGCAUGGACCCUCCUUACCUUUUCUUCAAAGCUAGGAUGGAAAAGGGCAUGGCCCUCAGGCCUCUUCUGUGGAAGGAAGGGCAGUGCCUGCCACUGCUGCCCUGUGUGGUCAGUUCAGUGGGGCCCCCAGGGGUACCGAGAGACCAAGGCCAGUUCCUGGUCCAGCUCUGGGAGGGAGAGCACUGCACCCACAACAGGCAGGAAGUGGGCCCCAGGCAGUGACUGACAGCCCCUUCCAGAGGGCAAGAAGUGCACAACCUUCAGAGGCUGGCGAGCACGACCAAGUCCUUUGGAGCCUGCAGCCUCUCCGGGCUCAUCAGCCAUGGCCAGGCCGGCCCCACAGAGCCAUGGGACGGCUCACAAGCCAUUGUGAAGGAAGAAGCGCGGCCACCUCCCCACUCUGGGAUGUCCCAGAACUAGUAACAGCACAUGGACUGGCCUUUACUUAGGUGUCGUGGAAUGUAAGUUAGGUUCUGCUCAUUUAGUUAUUUUUGAGUGCUUUGUGUCAUGGCCCGUUUUGGGCUCUGAAGAUAAAAUGAUGAGAAAGACAAGUCCCUGA